UCUUUCCUCCCACCCUAUCACUUCUCUUUUUCUCUCUCUUCACUCUUUUCCUCUCUCUCUCACUUCAAUUUUUUAUUUUGCUAAUGGAGAAUUCCAACGACACCAAGAAGCGAGUGCGGGACGAGUUCACACGGGUCGACUCGCCCGAGUCUAAGAUCCGCCGAGUUGAUUCUGACUCGGGUUUUAACUCGUCCGACUCGGGUAUUGACUCCGAUGUGCACCUACAAGAUGAGAUUUUUAACAUUCUUGAUGACGCCGACAAUGUGCCCGAGCGUGAAUCCGUGCAGGGUCUCGACUCAGUGAUUAAAAGCUUCGAAGAUGAAAUUAAUGCUCCGCCGGGGUCGGGUCCGGGUUUGGCUGAUCCGACCCAAGUACCCGAUUCCGGGGAGUUACAGACUAGUCUGGGGUAUCUUCUAGAAGCUUCAGACGACGAACUUGGGUUGCCGCCGACGGUGGGUUCCGGCGAGGAGCCGGGUCGGGUUGGCCCGGAAGGGGUGGACUUGACGGGGAUCUUGGGGUUUGAAGAUGACAUUCCGAGUUAUGAUGCGUUCGGGUUUGGGACCGGGUUGGUGGCCGAGUGCGACGGCGGUUUCGUGACGGUGGAUGGGUUGUUUGAUUACGAGGAACCGGCGACGAGUGUUUUGUGGCGGUCGGAGUCGUUACAGGCGAUGUAGGUGGUUGUGGUGGUGAAAUUUUGUGGUGAAACGGUGCGUAGUGGUUGAAAAUGUAAAUCUAGGAAAAUUUGGUUAAUGAAAUAGACGGAGAAGCACAGAAACGUAGUUGGUAGAUGUGAAAAGUUUUAGGGUUAGGAUUUGUUGGUUUGUUUCUUCUUUUUGUUGGAUUCAAUUGAUGAAUCAUACUGGGAUCUUCAUGAGCCUUUUCGGUUGUUCAUUUUCUUGCAUGGUUGAUUCCUUUAUUUUUUUUAAUUAUUAAUUGAAUCUUAAUAUAGAUAUUUGUCAAUGUUAAAAAUCAAGGCCAAAUCUUUGUCCCUCUUAGUUGAAGUUAGAGUAAAAUGUUUUCUUAUUAAAUUGAAGAGUUUCAUUAAUGCACAAUAAAUAUCUGCAUUAAUGAAUUUCUAGUUACUUGGAUUCAUAAACAUAAAAAUGGGCAAUUUUACUGAUUUAAUUUUAACUUCAUUUUUCUUUCAAAACAAGUGAAUUUUUGAAUCGUCACUUGCGUUAUUUACUCUUUUUGACCAAGGAUUUUUUUUUCCUGAUGUUGAGAGGAUUAGAAAAUAUCAAAAUUUGAAUGGAUACAAUUUAACGGAUACUUAUUAAUCCAUAAUUUUAAUAAAUGUAAUUAGCACCAAACAGCUUGUAGAAUAGAUUAAUUAAAAAAUGCAUCUAUUCAUUUUUAGUAUUUAUUUAAUAUUA
Molecule: messenger RNA, 1373 nt
Organism: Abrus precatorius (Indian licorice)
Lineage: Eukaryota; Viridiplantae; Streptophyta; Magnoliopsida; Fabales; Fabaceae
Exons: 1
Coding region: 84-674 (196 amino acids)
Source: RefSeq, a predicted model, not a curated record